UAGUACUGUCAAUCCUCUCGCUCACUCUUGCUUUGUUUUCAAUCACAAAAUUUGAUUUUCUUAUUGAAGAUUUAAUGCAAAACCCAUUCUUUAAAACCCUAAUAAACAAAAAUCCCCCUUUGCCCAAAUUUCUAUUUAAAAACCCUUCAAAACCCUAAAUUCAUCGAGUAAUCAGUUCAAUUUUUCAUCGAGCGUUUGCUGCACAACGUCAAUUGGUAGGAACUGCUGUCGUUUUGAGUGGUGAGUUCUAUUGUCGAAGAAUGUCAACGAGGAGGAGAGCAGGGGAGGAGAGAUUGUACUACUGCCCACCGGCGAUGAGGCGGCGGCAGCAGGAGCAGGAGCAAUCGGAGCUGAAGUCAGCCUCAUCGUCGCCGCUACCGGAGAGUAAAGAAUCCGAGUCGAAUUCGUAUUUGAAUAGGUUUUUGGAGCACACCACUCCCGUUGUUGCAAGUCAACAUUUUACUAAGACAAGUAUGAUAUCUUGGAGAAAUCGUGGUGCUGAGUUUGAUCCAUACUUCAUACUCGGGGAUCUUUGGGAAUCUUUCAGGGAGUGGAGUGUUUAUGGAGUUGGAGUUCCCCUCCUUUGGAAUGAUAGUGAUUCUGUUGUCCAAUAUUACGUACCAUCCCUCUCUGGUAUCCAAUUGUAUAUAGAUCCAACGCGCCCUGUUGUGGAACACAGAAGACAUGGUGAAGAAAGUGAUGCUAAUUCCUCCAGGGGGAUGAGUACUGAUGGUGAUAGUGAAGGAACGGACAGAGGAGCCAAUGAUGCUCGUGGAUCUUGUAAUCAGAAGAACAAUAUUGGUCAUGGAUUUAGAAGAUAUGCAGGGGGAAACAACCCUUCUAUGGAAUCAUCUGUGGAUGGGGACGAUAUCAGCAUGCCUCCUGGUCGACUUAUAUUUGAAUACUUCGAAAGGGAGCUCCCGUUUCAUCGUGAACCGCUAGCUGAUAAGAUGUCAAAACUUGCCUCUCUAGUUCAUGAGGUAAAAACAUAUAGGAGUUGCGAUCUGUCUCCUUCAAGCUGGAUUUCUGUUGCUUGGUACCCCAUAUAUAGGAUACCUGUAGGCCCUACUCUACAAAAUGUUGAUGCAUGUUUCUUGACUUUCCAUUCACUUGCUAAACCUGUGAAAGGUGGGUAUGAUACUAGUAGCAAGCUCUCCCUACCUAGCUUCGCACUUGUUUCAUACAAGUACAAAGCCGCGGACUGGAAUGAGAACGGAGUUGACGAAGGCCAGAAGGUCAAGUCCCUCUUACGAGCCGCUGAUAAUUGGCUUCGGCUACUGCAAGUUGAUCAUCCUGACUACAAAUUCUUCAUGUCGCACAACAGUUACUGGAGAUAGUAGGAUAACUGCAAGAACUCAUCUCCAACUCUCUCUAUACUGCCUUCGGCAUGGUAGAACCCCCUCUCAUCCUUGCCACAAUACAGGCAGUAAGCGGUGUGUGCAUGUGUGUGUAUACAUAACUGGUGGAUGAUGAUGGAGUUUUGCACGGGAAAUGCCUAUUACGUUGCAGAGGAAGUUUUGACACCCGCCCUAGUAAGUAGCUUUCCUAUAACCAAAUGCAUAUAUUAGAUGUUUGGUGAUGGAUUUUGAACAUCUGAAUGAUGGAUAACUGUCUUACUGGCCCUGCCUCUUUUCUCUCUCCUAAUUUUUUUAUCUGAAAUCGGGCCAUCGUCCUGAUUAGGCUGCCUGAUGUUGAAGCAUAUAGUAUAUCAUGUAUACAACCUUUUGGCUAUGUAAUACCGUAUAGAUUGUAUAUUAAUAACCUGCCUGCGAUGCGUGGUUAUAUUUAAAUUUUGAAGUUUUUUUUGUGUU
Messenger RNA from Salvia hispanica, 1811 nucleotides. RefSeq lists its product as uncharacterized. The record is from RefSeq and is a predicted model, not a curated record. NCBI's taxonomy places the organism in Eukaryota, Viridiplantae, Streptophyta, Magnoliopsida, Lamiales, Lamiaceae.